Molecule: messenger RNA, 573 nt
Organism: Penicillium bovifimosum
Lineage: Eukaryota; Fungi; Ascomycota; Eurotiomycetes; Eurotiales; Aspergillaceae
Exons: 1
Coding region: 1-573 (190 amino acids)
Source: RefSeq, a predicted model, not a curated record
AUGUCCGAUCCGAGCGCCGAACUCCAAUCCACACUCCGCAACCUAUCCAUAGGCGAAAAGGGCCCAGUGCAAGAUGUCCACCGACCAAACGUGAAAGGUAUCACAAAUUCAACGUCCACAACUCCGACCCCUAAACCAAAGCCCAAGAAAGCCCGUGAGCCUGUCGCAGAUUCCUGGGAAGACGAAGCAGAGCUCUCCGUCUCGGAUGCAGAAGAUGCCCAAUCCCGCGAUCAAGACGCUACCCAGGUCCUCUCGCCAACCAACAGCACUGAGGACCCGCUAGGUCCGCCGCCGACGCCCAUCUCGCCGCAGACCUCGAACCCGUGGAAUGCGCGGCCUGCGACUUCGGCACGAGAGCCGCCGGCCCGGCGGCCGGAGAAGCAGACUGCUGUUGCGGAGCGCUUGAUUGCUGGUGCGUUGGGGAUCCGGGCGCCAAAGAGGACGGAGCAGCAGAGGGCUUAUGAUCGGUCGGUCAAGGAGCAGGAAAUUAAGAGGCGGAAUCGGGAGCGUGAAGAGAAGGCUAAAGCUAAGGAGGAGGAGGAAAAGGCUAAGGCGUCUAUUUGGAACAGUUAG